AUGCUUGUUGCAAUUAAAGUUCUUGACCUUCAGAAAAUUGGGAGUUCCAAAAGCUUCAAGGCUGAGUGCAAAGCAUUAAGAAACAUCCGCCAUAGAAAUCUAGUUUCUGUCUUAAGUUAUUGCUCCAGCAUCGAUUCCAAGGGCCUCGAAUUCAAGGCUCUCUUCUAUGAGUUUAUGGAAAAUGGAGAUCUUGACUCGUGGUUGCAUCCAGAGAAAGCUGAUCAAACAACAAGACUAAGGAGUCUUGAUCUUUCUCAGAGGCUAAAUAUUGCAACUGAUAUUGCUUCAGCAUUGCAUUAUCUUCACAACCAAAGUGAAACAACUGUGGUUCAUUGUGAUCUAAAACCAAGUAACAUUCUUGUUGACAAUGAUCUUGUUGCUCAUGUGGGCGAUUUCGGAUUAGCAAGGCUUCUUCCAAGAACCGCCAUUACUUUUGUGGAGGAAGGAACUAGCAGUUCUGUUUUAUUAAAAGGAUCUAUCGGAUAUGCUGCUCCAGAGUACGGAAUGGGUGUCGCAGCAUCGACUCAGGGUGAUGUCUAUAGCUAUGGGAUACUGUUAGUGGAGAUGAUCGCGGAGGCCAACAGAUGA
Molecule: messenger RNA, 588 nt
Organism: Coffea eugenioides
Lineage: Eukaryota; Viridiplantae; Streptophyta; Magnoliopsida; Gentianales; Rubiaceae
Product: probable LRR receptor-like serine/threonine-protein kinase At3g47570
Exons: 2
Coding region: 1-588 (195 amino acids)
Biological process (GO): protein phosphorylation
Molecular function (GO): protein kinase activity; ATP binding
Source: RefSeq, a predicted model, not a curated record